Molecule: messenger RNA, 1137 nt
Organism: Triticum dicoccoides
Lineage: Eukaryota; Viridiplantae; Streptophyta; Magnoliopsida; Poales; Poaceae
Exons: 2
Coding region: 538-1137 (199 amino acids)
Source: RefSeq, a predicted model, not a curated record
GUGAUGUGUAUUCAGUAAAGUAGAAAGAGCAGAGUCGUCACAACCACUAGUUCAACAGAGCCGAACCUUGAAAGACUUAUUUCUUCCUGAAAUCAUAAUGAGAGGUAAAAGUUAUCCUAAUUGUAAAGGCAGUAGAAUUUUGAAAUAGUAGAAUUUUCGAAUCAUCAUGCAUCAAUGAAGAAGGGAAAUAGUAAACAAUCUGGAGGAAUUUAUGUUCAGCUACAUAUAUGCUUUGUAAAAAUAUGAUCGUGACUUUUGACAUGUUUAUAACCGCUAACCCAAACUUGUGUUCAUGUUUUCUUAAUUGUUUCAAGUAGGCAUGACCCAGAGGUCGCGUUGGGGAGCAGUACUGAGGAUCCAUCGUUACAGGUUGAGGCAACGUCAAUUUCAGAAGUCGAUUGGGAUAACUUGCAAAUAGUGGAGACACAUGAUGAAGAAGGUAGAAUUGAACUACUGAGUGAGGAUCAGUUAUGUGAAAUUUUGGGCUUGCAGGAUGAAGAAGAGAAAAAAGGUAAGAGUGAACCAAAGGGUCGUAAAAUGGUUGAGCAGGGCAGUGACAAUGAUGGUGCUGCCAUUCCUGUUAGUGAUGUCAUACCAAAUGAGGUAGUGAUUACAUAUGAUAAGGACCACCCAAAAAUGGACCUUGGCACAAUGUACCCAUCAAUGAAGGAAUUUAGGUUAGCAGUGAGGCAAUUUUUCAUCAAUGAGGAGUUUGAUAUAGGCACAGAGAAGUCGGAUAAAAAGAGAUUUAGAGGGUUCUGCAAGUCAAGUGAGGAUUGUCCUUGGAGGAUUGUUGGCAGCCUACAGGAUGAUAAAUGUACUGUAAAGGUCACAGUUUUAGUUGAUCAACAUGAUUGUGUUUCAAGCAGCAGAGUGAAGACCAUAACGCCAUCGCAAGACUGGGUAGCUAACAAGGCUGUGAGUAUCCUUAGGAGUUCACCUAAUAUGGGUGCUAAAGAAUUACAGAAAAAGUUGCAAGAACAAUCCAAAGUCACGAUUCUAUAUGACACGGUCUGGAGGGGGAAAGAAAAAGCUCUUGCAGAGGUUUAUGGUAAAUGGGAAGAGAGUUUUGAGAUGUUAUAUAAAUGGAAGGCUGAGGUACCUGAAGAGGUCACCUGGAAGUGUUGUGGAGAUUGA